Messenger RNA from Osmia bicornis bicornis, 1129 nucleotides. It is a transcript of the gene Taf8, whose product is annotated as transcription initiation factor TFIID subunit 8. Gene Ontology annotation, biological process: transcription initiation at RNA polymerase II promoter. The coding region runs from base 38 to 1027 and encodes 329 amino acids. The record is from RefSeq and is a predicted model, not a curated record. Gene Ontology annotation, cellular component: transcription factor TFIID complex. Lineage: Eukaryota; Metazoa; Arthropoda; Insecta; Hymenoptera; Megachilidae. The transcript is spliced from 8 exons. Gene Ontology annotation, molecular function: protein heterodimerization activity.
GUUAGCAAACAUGCACAUAUGUAGAUAGCAUGCAUAUAUGCACAUGUAUAAAUCAUUGCUAAAAAGUGCCAGAUUUUUAUUAAAUUUAACUUCACUUGUAGUUCCGGUUCCAACCAGUAUGCGAAGAGAUGUCGGUACAUAUAUAAAUACAUAUGUACAUUUUAAAUUUCACGCGAGAUGGUGCUUCAUACAGUUGCGAAUUCCAUUUAUUUUGGUGGAAAGUGGUUAUGAUACUUGUGAGAAGCAAGCGUUAGAAACUCUUACAGAAAUGUUACAGUCUUUUAUAGUAGAAGUUGGUGAAUCAGCAAGAAAUUACUGUGAACUUUCUGGUAGAACAGAGCCACUGAUCGCAGAUGUUAUAGUGGCUUUAAUAAAUAUGGGUAUAAAAUUAGACAACUUAGAAAGUUAUGGUAAAAGAGCGAACAGGACAGUAUUACCACCGCUUCAGCAACAAACUCAGUCGAAACAAUUGAAUAUUUUGCAAGCUGGUGUAAAACAAGGUCAUCCGGCCCAUAUACCGAGUCAUUUGCCACCUUUCCCGGAUCCGCAUGCUUACAUCAGAACACCGACACAUAAACAACCAGUAACAGAAUACGAGGCGAUAAGAGAAAAAGCAGCCACUCAAAAACGUGAUAUUGAAAGGGCUUUAACAAGGUUUAUUGCAAAAACAGGAGAAACGCAUAGUCUAUUUUUAGCAGAGGAUAAUAGUAUGUUUCCGCUAAUAUCGUGUAAACCGCAAUUUCCUAGUUACCUUUCGGCGCUCCUUCCACAAGAUCAAAUAUUUGAAACUGAUCAAGAUUUUCACUUUGAACCGAGUCCGGUUAAAAAGAAAAAAGAACAAGAGAUCGAAGAGACGGAGGAAGGUAUGAAAGGACAAAACGAAGACGGCGAACAAAACGGCGAAACUACAACCCAACAGGAUGCUAUAGACAAUCCUUAUUUGAGACCUGGGAAAAUACCAAAAAAUAAAAUACCAGGAGUUACAAUUCCUAGCUUACAUCCGAUAAAAAGGGAUUCUCUUGAGUAAUAAUUUUAUUAAUCCUUAGAUCACUUUUUCUUACUGCAGCAUUCCAUUUAUUACUGAUACCAUGGUUGACGUCGCACCCAUCGUAACUUCAUACCAGACGCG